This is a messenger RNA of Cutaneotrichosporon cavernicola, 534 nucleotides long. RefSeq lists its product as uncharacterized. The transcript has 3 exons. The record is from RefSeq and is a predicted model, not a curated record. The coding region runs from base 1 to 534 and encodes 177 amino acids. NCBI's taxonomy places the organism in Eukaryota, Fungi, Basidiomycota, Tremellomycetes, Trichosporonales, Trichosporonaceae.
AUGCCUCCAUUCACCCGCGACGACAGCGACGAUACAGGAGGAUCAGGAGGAGGUAGCGGCGGCGCGCUGUGGUUCCUCUUCUUCCUCCUCCUCGGUGCUGGGGCAGGCGGAUACUACUGGUUCCGUGUUCGUCGACGCGACACGUCCUUUCAACUACACAAUUUGGGCUCGUCAACGAAUGCUCUACGCCUCUCGCACGACGGCCCCCCAGCCGACGAGUUCAUUUCCAACAACGCAAGCACAGACUCUCUCCCCGGCCUCGCAGCUCAAGACGUCCCCUUCUUACCCGCCGCGACGGCCGAAGCAGAGGCGGCCGCCCACGGGCUUCCCCACGCCCCACCCACCCCGAGCUACCGCGACCAAGACCCGCUUGGCGCAGUCCGCAAACCCAGCCCCAGCUCGGGCUCUGGCUCUGCUUCGCGAGACUCACACUCUCGCCGUUCAAGUCGGAAUUGGAGCCCGUCCACUUCCCCUCACAAUAACUCAAACCCCAACCCCAAUACAGUGUUCAGCCUUGAAGACGAUAGCGAAUAG